This is a messenger RNA of Acanthopagrus latus (yellowfin seabream), 3455 nucleotides long. It is a transcript of the gene chst3a, whose product is annotated as carbohydrate (chondroitin 6) sulfotransferase 3a. The transcript has 4 exons. Gene Ontology annotation, biological process: N-acetylglucosamine metabolic process; carbohydrate metabolic process. Gene Ontology annotation, cellular component: Golgi membrane. Lineage: Eukaryota; Metazoa; Chordata; Actinopteri; Spariformes; Sparidae. The coding region runs from base 995 to 2323 and encodes 442 amino acids. The record is from RefSeq and is a predicted model, not a curated record. Gene Ontology annotation, molecular function: chondroitin 6-sulfotransferase activity; N-acetylglucosamine 6-O-sulfotransferase activity.
GUUGUUUGCGGUCUUAUUAGUGCCAUCGUUAUCUUAAUAUAUCAGCUUGUUGUGUUCUGUUUAUUUGUGUCUUGCCAACAAAACUAUCAUUUUAAAGAAGUCUUUACGAAGAUGAAUGGAAAUGAAGAUGUUUCAGUACAAGGCUGUCCGGAGCAGAUUAAGUGACUUCUUGUGCUUCAGCCUACUUUCCCUUCAGGGGACAAAUAAACCUUUAUGACAGUAAUCCCUAAAUCAACAGCCAUCCGCAUUCACAACAUGCAAUUCAAUUGUCUUUCUCUAAACCUAGGCUGAGUCUCCAGAGUGGCAUGGGCUCUGGAGGCUCUGGAGGCACUUCCUAAACAAGGGGGGUCUUUAUACUAAAUUGCAGGGUUGCCUAUUUUGGGAUCACGUGACCUCGCCAGCACAGGAUGUCCCACGCAGGAGCGAGCGGUGACGCGGUGCGUGGCCGCAGUCACAGAGCUCGCUCAGCGGCGUGCUCCGACACAUGGGGGGGGAAAGUUGGAGACAAAGUUCAGAAGUUUGAACGAGAAAAGUCACUUUCAGGGAAGUUGGUGCGCCUUUCUGUGACUCCGAGACGACUUCUGUGACACAGUUUUUCUUUUUUUUUUUUUUUUGGCUUAAUAGCCAAUUUUAUCAAUUAAAGUAAGAAAAAAAAAAAGGAUCCCCACUUUUCCAUUUUGCUCUCCUUCAUGUGUGAGCCCGUCGUCCGAGCCUCCGCGCUGCCUUUCAUUCAUCCGGCGGAGGAGACGAGCCCGCGUCCGAGGGUACAAUGAAGCAGUGUGUCCUCGUCCGAGACAAUGCAGCAGCAGCGGCGGCGGCGGCAAGAUGCUACGAGGGGACGACGCUGUUUCUCACAAGACCGGGGGACGCUUCUUUUUGUUGCUCGAUUGCGGAGGGAGAGAGACCAGCUAAAGAAUGAAGCUUUAGCCUCUGCGUGACAAGCUAUGACCAACGCUCAACCCUAGAUGUCCAACUGCAAAGCCAGGACUCAAGAAUGAAGACCAAAUAUGCAAUUGUCUUCAUCUGUAUCGUGGCCCUGGUCAUCAUCGAGAAGGAAAGCAACAUCAUAUCAAGGGUCUCUGAUAAGCUGAUCCAGAGGCAGACGCCACAGCAGACCCUGCAGACUCCACUGGAUUAUGGCAUCGCGACACAAAAUGGCUCCCUGGUGAUGCUUAAAAUGCUGCUCUCUCAACUCACUGGCACACCAGGGAAUUACUCAAGUCUCUCUGCGGAGCAAGAGGAGGACGAAUUAGGUGAUUUAGGCACGUACAGCUUUAGUGGUGGCCGUAAGCACAUACUACUCCUUGCCACCACACGAACAGGUUCCUCCUUUGUGGGGGAAUUUUUCAACCAGCACGGGGAUAACAUGUUCUACCUGUUUGAGCCCUUGUGGCACGUCGAGCGCAUGCUGACCAUGGCCGGAGAGGCAAACAAUGGGACAGUGUUGGCAGGAAUCUACCGGGAGGUAGUCCAGGGACUCUUCCUGUGUGAUUUCUCUCCUCUUGAGAAGUUCAUCUCUCCCCCACCUCAGGACCACGUCACCCCGGCUCUUUUCCGCAGAGAGUCUAGUUUAUCGCUCUGUGAGGAACCUGUCUGCACUCCUGUUGUCAAAGAUGUCUUUGAGAGGUAUCACUGUAAGACUCGUCGCUGUGGGCCGCUGAACUUGACCCUUGCGUCCGAAUCCUGCCUUUCCAAGCAACACCAUGCCAUUAAGACUGUCCGCGUGCGCCAGCUGGAAACAUUGCAGCCUUUAGUGGAGGAUCCCCGCCUGGAUGUGAGAGUGAUCCAGCUAGUCCGAGACCCGAGGGCCAUCUUAGCAUCCCGCAUGGUGGCUUUCUCUUCCAAGUACCAGACGUGGAAGACCUGGGCACAGGAUGGCCAGGUGCCCGAGGAUGAUGAGGAGGUGAAGAGGCUCAAAGGAAACUGCGACCACAUCAGGAUGUCUGCGGAGGUGGGACUGAGCCGACCUCGCUGGCUGAGGAGACGCUACAUGCUGGUGCGUUACGAGGAUAUCGCCCGCUACCCUAUGCAGAAGGCAGAGGAGAUGUACAGGUUCACAGGGAUACCUUUCAGUCCCCAGGCUAGAGAGUGGAUUUUGAGGAACACCCAAACCACGCAGGAAGCCAGCGGGAUUUACUCCACCCAGAAGAACUCAUCAGAGCAGGCGGAGAAAUGGAGAUUUAGCAUUCCCUUCACACUGGCUCAGGUAGUGCAGAGAGUGUGUGGACCUACCAUGAAGCUGUUUGGGUACAAAUUUGUGGACGAUGAAAAGACCCUGAUGAACAAGUCCAUCAGUUUGCUUGAGGAGAGACUAUUUCAUUGAUUGGGGGUUCAGAAAUGUAGCUGUGAAUCUGCGAAACCCCGUGCAGGGAUGCAGUCGGGGCAAGGAGAAGCCACAAUUGCACAGACCGAAACCAGUAAGCAAAGGUGCCACAAGACACCUAACAUGUUUUACUGGUGACAGUAAGAUCUGUGCCAUACAAUAAUAUUCAUGCUCACCAAUGAUGUGCCUCAUUGAACCAAUGAAGAGCCACUUGAUAAAGAGAAGUAUUUAUUUGCAUACUGUGUUUACUUAAAAGCCUGGCAUGUACUAAGCUUUAUUUUAUUUAAAAUGAAAUAAGCAUAAUAGUCAAGCCUGACUUUUAAGGGACUAUUAUUGUCAGAUUUUAUCGAUAGUUGAUCAUCGUAAGAUUUUCAGGGAUAAACUUAAGGGAAAGUGAAAGUGAUGUAUGUUUUGUUUGUGCUGUUUUGUGUGUCUGAAAGAGCGGACGUUUCUGUUCAUAUGAUAUCGACGCGGUGCUUGAUUUUGCCUAGUUCAACCCGGUUUGUUCUUUGUUAGAUCUGCACUAGAUUUUCACAACAGAUUCAGAUUAGACCUGAUGGGCUUUUAUGGGACUUUACGUAUCUGACUCAGGUAAAGUGAAUGUAGGAUUGUAUUUUGUGGUGUUUUCGUGUGCUGUGUUCAGUUCCCAAAAGUGAAAAUACAGACUGAUACUUGAUGUAUUUAACCAAAUGCCAUUUAAAAGCAAUUCUAUUGUAAUGUAAUUCAGGAAUCGCUACAGUAUACCAUAAAAACAGAGGUUAUGAAAUAUAUGAAAUGAGUUGUGUAAUACUAUAGAAAAAAUAUAUCUUACUGUAGAUGCCUACAUGUGUCGUCAACAUACAAGUGUUGUCAGUACCCAUAACUGUAGUAACGUAUUUCCCAGUGCUGCCUCCUCAACAUUAAGCCAGCUUGCAGUUUGGGUGUCGUUUUACGAAGCCUUCUCAGCUCCCGUCGCUAUGCCCCUUUUAAUCUCAACCUGAACGUGUUUUUCACAAACACACGAACGAAAUUCUUAUGCAAGGACUUGAUUUAACCAAUUCCAAUUCAAAGAAAUGAAAUCAGCGGUGACGUGGAAAAACUACUACUUCAUGUCAGUCUUGACUUUUUACGAAUAAAACAAUAAACUUGUCGA